This is a messenger RNA of Trichosurus vulpecula (common brushtail), 2749 nucleotides long. RefSeq names its product SH3 domain containing GRB2 like, endophilin B2 (gene SH3GLB2). The record is from RefSeq and is a predicted model, not a curated record. Gene Ontology annotation, molecular function: protein binding. Lineage: Eukaryota; Metazoa; Chordata; Mammalia; Diprotodontia; Phalangeridae. Gene Ontology annotation, cellular component: cytoplasm; membrane. The coding region runs from base 530 to 1729 and encodes 399 amino acids. The transcript is spliced from 12 exons. Gene Ontology annotation, biological process: membrane organization.
AAUCCAGGAAAAACAGCUGGCACGGAGGAAACACUGCGAAUGGAGAGAGCUCCGCAGCCCCCAUUCUACUAACCCGACCCAUUCUACUAACCCGAGCCAUCUGGCGCCAGAGACAGAAAUGCGGGAGGGGGAGAAGGUUACGGGAGAGAAAAGAUCCUAGGAUCUUAGGAGAAGGGAAGAGGCCGAGAAAGAAGAGGGGUGGAGGAAGAGGGGGCAACCUGUACCCUCGCUUUGUCUAGGGCUGCAGGUAUUUUCCACUUUAAGAAGCAGCUCAGCCGGGGGCCAGAGGGCAGCAGCGAGCACCGGCGCGGGGCUGGAGACGCGGGGCGCGGUGGGUUCUGCGCGCGGCGGCGGCACCUCCUCUCCCCGGAGCUGACAGGCAGCAGGUGGGCGGAGUGGAGGCUGGGGCGGUGGCGGGUCGGAAGCCGCCGGCUCCGAUGCUGCGAGGCUGCUGGUCCGGGUCGGUGCUCGCGGGAGGAGGCGAGGGAGAGGGAGGAGAAGAAGGCUCCGCCAGCGGGGAGUCUACGCCAUGGACUUCAACAUGAAGAAGCUGGCGUCGGACGCGGGCAUCUUCUUCACCAGGGCGGUGCAGUUCACCGAAGAGAAGUUUGGGCAGGCAGAGAAGACAGAACUAGAUGCUCAUUUUGAAAACCUCCUCGCCCGUGCAGAUAGCACCAAGAACUGGACAGAAAAGAUUCUUCGUCAGACAGAGGUGUUGCUGCAGCCAAAUCCCAGUGCCCGGGUGGAAGAGUUCCUCUAUGAGAAGCUGGACAGGAAGGUUCCCUCUCGAGUCACCAAUGGGGAGCUGCUGGCCCAGUACAUGUCAGAAGCUGCCAAUGAGCUGGGGCCAGAGACGCCCUAUGGGAAGACCCUGAUCAAGGUUGGGGAGACUGAGAAACGCCUUGGGGCAGCAGAGCGAGACUUCAUCCACUCUGCUUCCAUCAACUUUUUGACUCCUCUACGCAACUUCUUGGAAGGGGAUUGGAGGACCAUUUCGAAAGAGAGACGGAUUCUUCAGAACCGUCGUCUGGAUCUUGAUGCCUGCAAAGCCAGACUGAAAAAGGCCAAAGCAGCUGAGGCCAAAGCUGCGGCGGUGCCUGAUUUUCAGGAGACUAGACCUCGUAAUUACAUUCUCUCUGCCAGCGCCUCCGCGCUGUGGAGUGAUGAGGUAGAUAAGGCAGAGCAGGAACUUCGUGUGGCCCAGACGGAGUUCGAUCGGCAGGCGGAGGUGACUCGUCUCUUGUUAGAAGGAAUUAGUAGUACCCACGUGAAUCACCUUCGAUGCCUCCAGGAGUUUGUGGAGUCUCAGGCCACAUAUUAUGCCCAGUGCUAUCGACAUAUGCUGGACCUACAGAAACAGCUGGGCAGCACUCAAGGAGUGAUAUUUCCAGGCACCUUUGUGGGCAACACUGAACCUGCCUCCUCACCUUUGAGCGCUGCCUCCCUGGCAACAGCUGCUGCCACCAUCCCGGUGGUGCCCACUGUGGCAGGCAUGCCCCCCACAGAAACUGCCCUCAGCUUGGAUGAUGUGGCUCCACCUGCUAGUGGUACCCGAAAGGCCCGGGUGUUGUAUGACUAUGAGGCAGCUGACAGCAAUGAACUGGCCCUGCUGGCUGAUGAGCUCAUUACAGUCUACAGCCUCCCUGGAAUGGACCCUGACUGGCUCAUAGGGGAGAGAGGCAACAGAAAGGGGAAAGUACCCGUCACCUACUUAGAACUGCUCAGUUAAGCAGGGCCCUGGGCCCACCUUCUGAGGGCUGCCACGGCUCCCCACACCUUCUCCCAUCACUUCCCACUUUCACCCUCAGGUGGGAGAGAGAAGGUGGGGGGAAGGAAAAGGGUGCUGUCCCUUAACUCCUCUCGCUUCAUCCUGUCAUUUGUUCAUUCAUUACCUUGCCGAGAUCCUGGCUUGGGGUGGAAGCCUUGUGUCCUCCCUUCCUGUCACAUACAUUCCAUCAUGGAACAAAGGGAUCUCAGAGUAGCCCCCUGUCCCUGAUCUUCUCCCAUUCCACCCUAGGGACAGAAUACUGGAGGCUUCCCUCUCUACUGCUUUUCUUGGCCCUCCUGCCCCUGCCUCUAAGCUAACUGAAGGAGAUAACCAGGAUUUGAGGGAGGAAACUAGACCUUGGUUGAGGAAUCUAGAGAGAGGCUAAGAGCUAUAUGGGUUGGGGAAGAGCCUGGGCCCUGAGGGAAAAAUAGGUCUUGGAUGCAAACCUCCUUGCUACCUUAAGAUAACUUGUUUUGGAGACAGGGAGUACUCACUGGUGCUUAUGGCUGUGGGGCCAAAAGCCCCUUCAGAUAUUGUAAUUACCACCUCUUCUGGACCCCAGGCUUUGGCUAAAUCUCUCAGCUGCCAAAGAGAAAAAGAAGCAGUUAGGUACUGCCUGUGUUGGCCAAGGUGGGAGGGCCUGUAAUGAAAGUGAUCUGGGUUUUUCUGAAACAAGGAAGUUAGUGGAUGUUCCUCUCAUUCACCUACCUAACCCACACCCCAUCCCAAUCCCAGGGACAAGGACCGUGGGAGCCUCUUCGUGGUCUCCUUUACCACCAUCAUUUCAGUCCACACACCUUAAGUGCAGCAUCCUUUCUCUUGCCCCUCAGGUAGGUAGUCAGGCAAGGUCCCUGUUGUGGCCCAUCCCUAUGCUCUGUCUCUAGCCCUCUCACUCACUUUUUAACUUGCAUUUUUACUCCUGUAUCAACGCCCGGCUGCUUGGCCUCUUGUGAAUGAUAAUAAACCAUCUGUAGUGCACAA